AUGUCCAAAUCAUUUGUUCGUACUAUCAAGAAUGUGGCCAAUGGUUACACCUCGGCGCAGGUUAUGGUUCGUAAUGCAACCUCAAACGAACCUCAUGGCCCAACGAUUGCUCAGAUGGCAGACGUAGCUAACCACACCUAUGAAAGUGCCGAGUUUCUUCCCAUAAUGGAUAUUAUAGACAAAAGAAUGAACGACAAGGGAAAGAAUUGGCGUCAUGUUGCCAAAUCAUUGACUUUGUUAGACUACUUAGUUAGAUACGGGUCCAACAACGUGGUGAUAUGGAGUAAAGACAAUUUGUAUGUGAUCAAAACAUUAAGAGAGUUUCAGCAUGUCGACGACAGUGGCACAGAUCAGGGUGUUUUAAUUAGAGUUAAGGCUAAAGAGUUGACUGCGUUGUUGCAAGAUGAGGAGAGACUUCGUCAGGAAAGAGAAAUUGCUCGUGAAAAACGUGGCAGAAGAAGUGGACGUCGUCGUGGCGAUGAUGAUGAUUUUGAUCAAUCUUCUCGAGCUGAAUCUCGUAAUCCUGACUCACCGUAUGAUGAAGAACUACAACGUGCUCUAGAUGCUAGUAAGGAGACCGCAGAAGAAGAAGAAAGACGUAGACGUCUACAGUCAAACUCUGAUGAAAGUCUUCAAAAAGCUCUUCAAUUAAGUAAAGAAGAGGAAGAAAUGCGUCAGAAGAACAAUAAUUUGAUUGAUUUGGGACAACCUGCCCCAGUAUCUGGCCCAGUAAUUAUUGGCUAUGAUGUAUUUGGGAACCCUAUUUACCAAAGUCAAACUAUGGCUACAGGUGUUGAUGUUUUGCAACAGCAGCAACAGCAACAGCAGCAGCUAGCAUACCAACAAGCCCUAUUGGAGCAGCAACAACAGGCUGCUCAGCAACAGGCUUAUUUGGAACAACAAGCUUAUCAGCAGGCGUUAGCAGAGCAGCAAGCUGCUCAACAAGCCUACUUGUUCCAGCAACAGCAACAACAAUUGCAACAACAACAGCAGCAACAACAGCAGUUACCUUUACAGACAGGAUCCAACAAUCCAUUUUCCUUUGGUGGGCCUUCCCAGGAAGAUUAUUCUAACAAUGUUGCUGCUCAGCAAACUUUCCAACCGCAGCAGCAACAGUUUGAGCAACAGCCCCAGCAGCCGCAACAGCCCCAGCGUGUUCAGACCCAAAGAACUGGAUCUCAAGCUCAUAACGAUAAAUACUCUGAACUCAAUAAUUUGCUAGCUCAAGGAACUGGCAUAGACACUUUUGGAAACACGGGAGAUACCCGCGUGCCUGCUCAGCACACCAAAACUGGUACAUUUAUUAAUUCUCAGGGAACGGGGUAUAAACAAGAAAACUUUUCAUCAGCAAAUCCUUUUGUGGGAACUCAGUAUACUGGAAUCAGCUCUACGAACAUUAUCCCUGCUUACACUGGAUAUGGAUUUGGAAACCAGAACCAGAGUCAAUCCCAGAGUCAAAGUCAAAGCGGAAGCCGUAAUAGCCGUGCGAACAGUACCAGUCUAAUCGAUAUAUAA
Komagataella phaffii GS115 is the source of this 1515-nucleotide messenger RNA. RefSeq names its product Epsin-like protein involved in endocytosis and actin patch assembly. Gene Ontology annotation, biological process: endocytosis; actin filament organization. Gene Ontology annotation, molecular function: clathrin binding; phospholipid binding. NCBI's taxonomy places the organism in Eukaryota, Fungi, Ascomycota, Pichiomycetes, Pichiales, Pichiaceae. The coding region runs from base 1 to 1515 and encodes 504 amino acids. The transcript has a single exon. The record is from RefSeq and is a predicted model, not a curated record. Gene Ontology annotation, cellular component: plasma membrane; endosome; clathrin vesicle coat.